Molecule: messenger RNA, 3558 nt
Organism: Adineta ricciae
Lineage: Eukaryota; Metazoa; Rotifera; Eurotatoria; Adinetida; Adinetidae
Source: the annotation of a GenBank genome assembly
AUGUCUGAUGUAGCCAUUACUAAUCAACUUCCACCACGUACGUCUUCCAGUACGCGUUGGCCAAGAAAAUGGUCAACGUUAGGUGGACGUAGUACGUCAACCUCGACAACGGUUAUCCCAACUAAUGAUACUGAUGUGGCAAAUGAGACUCCGUCAAAAACCAAUGGUCAUCAUCGUCAUUCAACAUCUUUGCUUAGAAAAGCAUCGACCAUAAGUCGAUCGAAUGGUACUCCGGCAGCAGCGGAUGAAGUGUCUUCUCCCUCUUUGAAAAAAUCUCGUUCGUUAAUGAAUGUCUUACGUUCGAAAUUGAAUUCUCCAGCUGUAAUUCGUCGUUUUCGUUCGAAAUCACGUGAAAAUCACAAACAAACGGUGAUCGAAGUUAACGGCCAUUCGACAAAUGAACGAUCACCAUCACCGCCAGCACAACAAGUCAAGCAAACGAAUGAUGAAGAAGUAAUAACAACAACAAGAAAAUCAAGAAAACGUGAUCCAUCGCCGAUGAGACGUCUUGCCAAUCGUAUUUCACAAUUAACGCGGCAUCAAAGUACAACAGCAUACGAACGACAAAAAAAAUCUCCGACAAAAUCAGCGACUAAUGAUGCCAUAUCCAAAACACCAUCGCCUACUCAUAAUAAAGACAAAGUUGAUCAUAUCAAUGCAUGUUAUGAUGAAAUUCGUGCGAAAUAUUUCAAUAAAAACAAUUCAACUCAACGAAAUUCAGCGGAAAUUGAUCAUCAGAAUCGUUCAUUACUUAGUAAUGAUACUUCCACAGAUUCACCACGCGUACCUUCGCCGAUCUUACCAGACGAUCCGUUAUUACAAGCACGCAAACAAGCAAAUUUAAAGCUGAAUUGUUUGUUGAGUGGAUAUACUUUAACUACACCGUUUUCGGAUCAUGAGAAAUCAUUUGGUCGAAACGAUUUAUUCAAGUUUAAUCAUUAUUAUGAUGUUGGAAAACGAAAAUAUGAUUGGAAUUCUACUAAUGCAAAUAAUCAGCUCUUUUCGAGUUUGAGAGCAAGACCAAUUAGCAAGAGCAUUGAUAGUUUUAGACCUCUGAAUGCGAAAGAAGAUGAAGUACCAAUCACAUUGGAAAAAAUGAAUUUCGUUGACAAUGAUCGAUUAGUUCGGACAGAAAAUCAUCAAGAAGACGUUCCAAAGGUAUUAGCUGCUAACAAUGCAGUUAUCGGCCAGCAAGACCAUGUUCUCAAUAAAUCAGAAGCAAAUUCAUCAAAUAGUUAUGUGACACAAGCUGUUCCUGUAGAUAAUAACACAUUUGUUACAUCGAUACCAACAAAUUCAAUUGACUCGAACGAAAAUAAUACAACUGUAACAGAUCGGGAUGAAGAAUUUGAACAGAAUUUUCUUCGCGCAGUUGAUCGAGCAUUGGGGGUUGUCAAUAAAGAGGAGAAACAUUUUACACAACCUGUGACUGAUGAACCCAUAGUUGAAAAUCAACCAGCACUUGAUCUUGUGGAAAUGACUGAACGAGCACUUUCAUCCAUCAAUAAUUUACCGGAUAUUUUGAGCAACGGUUCAAAUACGAAAGAACAAGAAUCUAAUGCUAACAAUGCAGCACCAAUUAGCUCGGAAAUCAUCGAUCGUCAAGAAGAAGUGCUAAAUAAUGAACAAUCAUUAAAAUCUUCGGAAGUGAAGAUGGAAGAACCCACCAGUAUCGAACAAUCACCAGUUAUAGCUGAAGAUAAACAUGAACAGCCUGUCAAUGUUGAACCGGCACUAAUUUUUACUGAAGAAAAACAUGAAGAACCAGUUAUUACCGAACAGCCACCAACUAAUAUUGACGAAAAGCACACUGAACCAAAUAUUAAUGAACAAUCGUCAACUAUUGUGAAGGAGGAGAAGCACGAUGAUACUAUCCUUGUUGAACAACCAAUGAUUGUUCCAGAAGAAAAGCACGAUGAACUGCCUAAAGUUGAUGAAGCACCAGUUUUCGCUGAAGACAAAUAUGCUGAACCAAAUAUUAAUGAGCAAUUGUUGGAUGUUGUCCCCGUAGAGCAAUCAUCGGUUAUUUCGGAAGAAAAGCACGAUGAGUUGCCUAACGCUGAUGAGGCACCAGUUUUCGCUGAAGACAAAUAUACUGAACCAAAUAUUAAUGAGCAAUUGUCGGCUGUUGUGGAGCACGAGAAACAUGAUGAUGCUGUCCCCGUAGAGCAAUCAUCGGUUGUUUCGGAAGAAAAACACGAUGAGUUGCCUAAAGCUGAUGCGACAUCAGUUUUCGCUGAAGACAAAUAUGAUGAACCAAGUAUUAAUGAACAACCGUUGACUGUUGUGGAAGACAAGUGCGAUAAUGCCAUUCCUGUUGAACCAACGCCAACUGUUCUCGAGGAAAAAAAUGAUGAACCAAGUACUUAUGAACAAUCGCUGGUUAUUGUAGAAGAAAAGCAUGAAGAAACGACUAUUGCUGAGCAACCAUCGGCUGAUAUCGACGAAAAGCAUGAAGAAUUAGCCGAAACAAAUGAAAUAUCGAUCUCUGCUGAAGAAAAGCAUAGUGAUGCCAUCGAUGCUGAACAGCCACCAAUUAUUAUUGAAGAUAAACAUGAGGAACCGAUUAUUGAUGGACAAUCGUCGACUAUUGUCGAAGAAAAGCACGAUAAUUAUAGCAAUGUUGAACACUCGUCGGUCAUCAUUGAAGAAAAACAUGAUGAACCAAUUACAACUGAUCAAGUAUCGAUUUCUACUGAAGAAAAACACAACGAAUCAACUAAUGUUGAACAACCUGCAAUCACUGAAGAAGAAAAGCACGAAGAAUCCAUCAAUGCUGAGCAAUCACCAAUCGUCAACGAGGAAAAAUAUGAUACUGAACAAUCUUCUGCCGUCAUUGAAGAAAAGCACGAUGAUUCUCUCCCUGUUGAACAACCAACAAUUGCUAUUGAAAAGGAUCAUGUCGAACCGAUAAAUAGCGAUGUGAACAAUGAAGAGAUCUCUUCACUAAUUGACGAUUUACUACAGAAAACCGAACAUUUAUUAGUCGAAGAAUGCAAGAAUGGCCAAACAUUUCUGGCUAAAUUGGAUGAUGAAGAAAACAUAAUCAAAUCCAGAGCAGAUUCUUACAAUAAUCUAGUCGGUCUAGAUGACAAUCGAUUGAGCGAAGAUGUUCGCACUGAUAUCAAUGCUGUUAUUGGCGAAGUCAAUUUAUUGUUACGGGGUAAACUAAAACAAUUUCGCGGCCUAUGUCAAGCGAAUGUGACAAAAUCAACUUCGGGAGAACCAAUACCACUCGAUAGUGAUUUAGAAGGUUUCUGGGAUAUAACAUAUCCGCUAAUCGAUAAAGUUAAAGAAAAAUUUGCUAAGCUUGAUAUGCGAAAAGCGAAACAAUGGGCUCCUGUUGAAGAAUACGAUCCAAAUGACAUUAACAAUCGACCACGCGUACUCGAUGAUCGCUUGAAACAACUUCAACCUCAACAGAAUAAAUCAUCGAAAAUUCCUGUAACAAAAUCGGCUAAUGAUGAUUUGAAAAAGCUUAUUCAAGAACGACGAAAAGCAGCUGCGAAUUCGGCAAAUCAAAAUCAUGAUGUGGAAAUAUUUGUUGCACCGAAAUAA